Molecule: messenger RNA, 2692 nt
Organism: Strongylocentrotus purpuratus (purple sea urchin)
Lineage: Eukaryota; Metazoa; Echinodermata; Echinoidea; Camarodonta; Strongylocentrotidae
Exons: 4
Coding region: 396-2114 (572 amino acids)
Biological process (GO): transmembrane transport; monocarboxylic acid transport
Molecular function (GO): monocarboxylic acid transmembrane transporter activity
Source: RefSeq, a predicted model, not a curated record
UUGCAAGUUACGCCAUAUUGUAGUAUGCCGUGCAUCGUGUUAGUGUACGCAAUAUUGUUAUUAUGCAGCCGUCUCAAUUAAUUUCUCCGGGGAUUUUCUUAUUUCAUAAUUAUUUUCAGUGAGCCGUAUUUACAUCUACCAGUCUAUUAAUAUUUCUUGUCAUUAUUGUAAAGUGAGCUCAACGAAUUCAAUGCGUGACAUCAAAUCUCGAUGAAUAGUGAGGAUCGAAAUUAUGAUUUCAAAGCUGUGAUCGUUUUCAAGCAUUGUGAAGGUCGACCUAACAGUUUGAACUGAAAUUAUUGCAUCCAGCAAUUCUAGUAUUCCCACCUGGUAUCCAAGUGUACUACUCUGUCGGCCUACUUCGACGUCUACGACACGGUCGUUUUCCUCGAAAGAUGAUGUCGGGUUUAAAACGAUUCUUUUCGCUUUGGCGGGUGUCGAUGGCGUUGUUCACAUGCCUCUUCUUCAUGGGUGUUUUUUUAAGCUUGCCGGUGGUCAUCGACGAUAUCGCAAAAGAGCUUCAUACGACCACGGCCUUAAUCGGAAUUACGAUGGCGGUCUUCGUCGUUCCUUUCGGUAUCACAGGUCCUCUGGUGUCAUACGCCCUCAACAUUGUAGGAUGUCGUGUGGUGAUCAUGAUAGGUGGUGUUCUCCUAUCUUCAGGGAUAUUCCUCAUGGCGUUCGCACGACAUAUUGCCUUUGUUUGGGUUGGAUUCAGUUUGCUUGGAGGGAUUGGAGGGAGUGCUAUGUACACAGCAUCUACAGCUACCAUUCGACAGCACUACUCUGACCGCCACUACGCCCUAGCUAAUGGAGCUGCACUAACUGGCAUCCAGAUGUCGGUGUUUGUGUUCUCCCCUGUAUUCCGGACCCUUGCUUCUGCCUACGGAUGGAGAGGAGCUUUAGUCAUUGGCUCGGCCAUAUCGCUCAACAGUGUCGUCAUUGGCGCACUCAUGAAACCCGAUGUCGUCAGAAAGCGAUGGCCCUUGAUCGGUGAUGAAGGCGAAAAAGGCAACGUCAAUGACCACGACGACGAUAAAGGUGAUGUUGACAACGGGACUAAUGGGCUUCUGCUUCGACCAUCCCCAUCUGACCAUCAACCUACUACUACCGUUCUGAAGUUUCCAGAAUCACACGACCAAGUAAGUUCUACGGGAGUUGGCAAAGACUGUAGUGGAUCGCUGAACAACCAAAGUUGUUAUCCGCGAGCAUCAAUGGGCAUUACAGUACCAUGUGAUGAUCAAGAGCGACAUGGUGAUUCGGAUGAAGAUAUCGACGAGAAUAAGGAGGAGAUUCGAAGUCUUACGACUUUUAUUACAGAUGGCGACAUCCAUUCUGGAGUCUCUAUCACGGAUGACAAAGAACGUUCUCAAUCCACAUUCCUCGGAACAGACCAUGUUUUUAAUUGUAGUCUAUCUAGUGUGAAUGAUGUGCGAAAUGAUGACAAAUAUCAUAGCCUCGAGAGUGUAAGGGUUGUUAAAUCUACAUUUAAAGUAUCCAAUUUUUUCAAGUUUAGCACCAAACCCCUCACGAGGACAACCAAAAUUUGUCAUGUGGCCCUCCUUGUCGCUAUAUUUUUCCUGGCAGCUACCUACGUAACUGUUAACAUUUUCAUCGCGUCGGCUGGGACUCACGGAGGACUCUCUCCCAUGCAAGCAGCCACACUUCUCUCCGUCUUCGGGGGUUCUCAGGCUGUUGGUCGUUUCUUCAGUGGCAUCCUUGUGACAAAGGGUUACGUGAAAGCCACGCAUCUCUUCAUAGGUGCGCAGAUACUGAUGGCAUCAGCCUCUUUGGCCCUCGGACUUCUGAUGAGGGUUUACGUGGUCGCCAUCUUGGCAUCACUGGCGUUCGGAGUUUCCGCUGGGGCUAUCAUCUCACUCAACAUUGUCAUGCAGAGGGUGAUCGAUGACAGUGCGACGUCGAUCUCGUUAGGAUGGCUACUAUUCGUCGAGGGUUUCGGUGGCUUCUUCGGCAAUUUUGUAUUUGGUUACUUGACUGAUAGCUUUGUGCUCAUGUUCGUUCUGGCUGCAGUCUUCACAUCACUGUCUGUUGCCCUCAGCGUUAUCAUCCUUAUACUCAAGAAGCGGGAAGCGGUGUCCAACAAAGCAAUUUAGAAUUCCUGGCUGAUUCAGCCUUAGAGGAACAAAAAUACAGUGUUGCAGGAUAUUAACCCUACUAUAUUAUACAACUUAUUAAGAACGCAUGUGCCAAUCAAAUUAUAACUGAUGUAGUGUUUUUUGUAAAUUAAAACAAGUAUUGUAUUAUUAUAAUCGUCUUUAUCUGUAGCAAUCGUCACCCAUAUCAAACUAGCUUAUGCCUAUACUUCAAUUCUUCAUUAAUGAUUGUACGAAAGUAAUUUAGUCAUGGAGUAAAAUUUGCGAAAACAUUUCUAUAGCAGUGGCGUAGUUGGAAGGACAUGAAGGGGGAGGGGCACGUAUCCCCAAUUGAAUAAUGAACAAAAGAAUAAAGAAAAGAAAGUGAGGGGGAAGAGACAGGGAAAGUGGGAUAGGUGGCAUGAAAAGAUAAUAGAAGGACUUCUUCCAGUGACCCUCCUCCUAAUAAAUGGCCUUAAAAAUAUAAAAAUCUGGAUGUAUGUAGCGCCUAUAGAAAUACCGUUACUAAGCGCUUUACAAAUAUUAAAGAUAAACUUGAGUUCUGGUAAAAAAAGAAAAUGAAUUCUCACAGAAUCUAA